Messenger RNA from Scomber scombrus (Atlantic mackerel), 2147 nucleotides. RefSeq names its product lamin-A-like. The record is from RefSeq and is a predicted model, not a curated record. The coding region runs from base 216 to 2147 and encodes 643 amino acids. The transcript has 14 exons. NCBI's taxonomy places the organism in Eukaryota, Metazoa, Chordata, Actinopteri, Scombriformes, Scombridae.
CUAAAAUGGAGGCCGUUGUGGAACAGGACGGCGCCGUCUGCGUCUAUGGGUUUGCAGACAGCGCAAUAACAGGCUGAGCAGUGUCAGAGAACUCAGAGAGACACUCUGAUCACUAUUACUAAAGAUUUUUAAAGGGAAUUAACAGAGAAGUCAUCAGACAUCUUCGGAGGACAGUUUUAUCUUCUUCUGGCCAACUUAAAAAGCAGAUAGGUGCAAUGUCGACACCCAAAAACACUCCCAGAGGUGCAAGCACACCACUAUCUCCCAACCGCAUCACCCGGCUUCAGGAGAAGGAAGACCUGUGCAACCUCAAUGAUCGUCUGGUUGUCUACAUUGACAAGGUCCGCUCUCUGGAGUCCGAGAAUGCUGGUCUGCGUGUGCGCAUCACAGAGUCAGAGACAGAGAUCAGCCGGGAGUUGACGGGCCUGAAGGCCGCCUAUGAGACUGAGCUUGCUGAUGCCCGUCAGACUCUGGACUCAGUGGCCAAAGAACGUGCACGGCUGCAGCUGGAGCUGGGCAAGAUACGAGAGGACUACAAGGAGCUGAAAGCCAGGAACACUAAAAAGGAGUCAGAUCUAACAGGAGCGUUGCAGAGGCUCAAAGACCUGGAGGCCCUGCUGAACUCGAAGGAUGCAUCUUUGACAACAGCUUUGGGAGAGAAGCGUAACCUCGACGUGGAAAACAGGGAUCUGAAGACGCAGGUUGCCAAACUGGACACCAGUUUGGGCGAUGCCAGGAAGCAGCUGCAGGAUGAGAUGCUAAGGAGAGUGGACGGAGAGAAUCGCAUCCAGACUCUCAAAGAGGAGCUGGAGUUUCAAAAGAACCUGCACUCUGAGGAGCUGCGGGAGACAAAGCGACGCUAUGAAUCUCGUAUGGUUGAAUUGGACAACGGUCACCAGCAAGACUAUGAGAGCAAACUGGCGGAGGCUUUGGCUGAGAUGCGUAGCCAGCAUGAACUGCAGGUUAAGAUGUACAAGGACGAGAUUGAGAAGACCUACAAUGCUAAGCUGGAAGGUGCGCGUCAGUCGGCGGACAGGAACAGCCACCUGGUGGGAGCAGCACAUGAGGAGCUUCAGGAGACUCGAAUCCGCCUGGAGUCCACAUCUGCUCAGCUCAGCCAGCUGCAGAAACAGCUGGCAGCUCGUGAGGCAAAGGUGAGGGACCUGGAGGACGCCCUGUCUCGAGAGCGGGACACCACACGUCGCCGGCUGGGAGAGAAAGACAAAGAAAUGGCUGAGAUGAGGCAGCGAAUGCAACAGCAGCUGGAUGAAUAUCAGGAGCUUUUGGAUAUCAAGCUGGCCCUGGACAUGGAGAUAUGUGCCUACAGGAAGCUGCUGGAAGGAGAGGAACAGAGGCUGCGUCUCUCCCCCAGCCCCCCACCGACUAGAGUGUCAGGAAGCCGCUCCUCUACUUCAGCAGCUCACUCUCGAUCGAUCCACUGCAGCGCUCAGAACUCUCCUGUCAAGAGGCGCCGCCCCAACGACACCGACAGCGAGGCCUCCAGCUUUGCAGGAGGUGCUGUGGCCCGCACCCGCAUCACCCAGCAGGCCUCUGCCAGCGGGCGGGUCACUGUGGAUGAGGUGGACCUGGAUGGGAAAUAUGUCAGACUCAGCAACAAAGCAGAUGAGGAUCAGAAUUUGGGGAACUGGCAGGUGAAGCGGCAGGUAGGAUCUGGUGCACCCAUUGCAUUCAAGUUCCCUGCUAAAUUCACUUUGAAGGCUGGCCAGAGGGUCACGAUCUGGGCCUCUGGUACUGGUGGAUCCCACAAUCCUCCCUCUGACCUGGUGUGGAAGACUCAACCUUCCUGGGGCACUGGAGACUUGUUCCAGACCACCUUAAUCAGUGCCAAUGGAGAGGAAAUGGCAAUGAGGAAGGUCACCCGCACACAGUUUGAAGAGGACGAUGAUGACAUGCAGGUGGCUCACAGUACCUGUGGAGAUGGCGAGUACAACCUGCGCAGUCGGACAGUGGUGUGCGGCUCCUGUGGACUUCCCUCAGACAAAUCCAGCAACUGCUCUGUGUCUUCAGCUUCCCGCUCCUACCGCAGCGGCGGCCUCUCUGAGGGUUUACUGCCACACUCCUACGUGUUCAGCAGUAGCACACCUCGCAAGAGUGGGACCAGAAUGGAGAGCUGUCCAAUCAUGUGA